CGAUGUAUACGAGCAGUGGUUGAUUGCUAUGGUUUGGGAAGACUACCCCAAGUCAAGUCUGACUGAUUGCAAUGCUAAAGGGUUUAAUAACAUUUACUAGGAGUCUCAUGUCUUACCAUGGAGUGGACAACGUCGAAAGAACAUUUACUUCUUGCCACCUACAUCAGUUUAUUAGGGCAGAGAAAAAUGGUUUAGCUAGGUCUUUCUAAACUGGCUAGCUAACUCAGAUUGUUAGCUAGCGAGAAUCGCCGAAUGAAUAGGUUAGGUUGGACUAGUAAACUCUCUGGAAAUUGGCUUCACAAUGGCUAAAGUGGAAACAAGUGGAAAAUCUGCAGCUGUUGAAAGCCUGGUUCAAACAUGUAUCAAACUUGUUUGUCAGCAUAUGUCUGUUCUUGAGGAAAGGAUUUCGGAUUUACCGGCCAGCCUUCUUAAAGACAUUCUUCCUCAUCUUAACAUCGUUUACCUCGACAGAAUUGAGUCAGCAGUUCAAAGCAAAGGAAUUUCCACGUCAUUUGUGUGGGAAUUCAUAUUCAAAGAUCUGGUCAAGACUUGGCGUUGCAGACCAAUGGUUUCUCAGCCUUAUUGUGACUGGAAGCAGAAAUCCCUGGAGAGGCUCUUCCAUGUAGCACUGUACACACACAACAGAGGGGACAAAAAGUAUCUGUCAAACCUCAGUGAGCAGACUGUCCUCUCCAUGACUGUCUCCUAUGUCCAGACUCUGUCAGUCGUGUCCAGGAAGGUGUGCCGGCUAGCUUCUGUGGAGCUUAAGCCCAUCUUAUCUGAGCUAGAGAGAGGAGCAGGGUGUCUCAAGCUGCUAGAUCGUUGGAGUCCAUGGACUGGAGUGGAGAAAGACUUGCUGUACAUCCUCCAUCGCCUCCUCGACCACGGCUCUGUGAAGGACGUCGAGAUGGGACGAUGCUAUGGUCUUGAUCUUCAGAACUGGAUUACCACCAGGUGUAGAAGACCUGAAGGAGUGGGACCACUCCAUUUAAGCCAGGAGUCCGUUGAGCUGCCUGUUGCAGGCACCUCCUCCAGCAUCCAGGUCACACAGCCCUGUGGUUCAGACGCCAGCUCCACUGGCCUCCAGCGCAGUGGCACUGCCAUGGAGGAGGUGGCAUGUAAACGUCGGAGGAUUACUUGGCUCUGGGACAUGCCCACGGAAUUCCCCUGUGACACGUUUCUGCCUAAGUGUGGCCCCAUAUGCCCAAAAGGACAGAUAAACUCGCUUGACAUGCAAGUGACCCCCUUUGAAAUCAUUAAUGUGGUGUCACCAUCCCUACCCUUCUGGCGCUGUCUGCACACCCUUCAUCUUCACAAUGAGAGACUGUUCAAGGACUCUGAUCUGCAGGUGUUGGUGAAUUCUCUCCAGAUGUUGUGUAGCAAGCCAGGCUGCAUCCUCCAAGAUCUUUCCAUGGCUGUUAACGACCACACGCCUGUUGAUGCAGUUUUGGAGGCCUGCCCCUCACUUAGGUCUCUCUCUCUGGACGUCUUCCCUCCAGCACCAGGCUCAUGCAACAAACUUAUACCUAUGAGGGCCCUGAAGCCACUAGAACCUAAAGUGUUUUUAUUGGAGAAGCUGUCAGUGAAAUCUUCCCAUGGAAAAGUUCAAGUAGAUAUGGAGGGCCUUCUGACUACACUGAGACAAACACCAAAUCUCCGCAGUCUCCAUGUGUCAGGGAUCCACCCGGCUUCACCUAUACUCAGCACACUGGCAGAGUCAAAUAAAACCUUGAAGUCACUUACAUUGGAUGACAUCAAUUUGGCCAGCUGUCAUUGUGAAAUUCUUCAUCUCUUGGAGAACUCUUUGCUGCAAGACAUAUGCUUGAAAGACUGUCAGCUACUUGACAAAUGCACUACGAAUGAAGACUUUCUUGUGCCCUUUGUGAAGACACUCAAGGGGCUGUGUUCUCUACAGUCUCUUGCACUGCCUGAAAAUCGACUGGCCAAAAGUGUGAAAGAUUUAGCAGAACUAUUCUCAGGAAACUCUCCAAGCAGUAUACUGAAACUGGAUCUCAGCUCAAAUUACAUCUUGCCUGCUGACCUGCUUGAGUUCAGCACCUUACUAAGUUUACAUAAGAGGUCCCACCACCCCAGUUCGAGACUGAUUCUGGACCUCCGGUUAAACCCAUUGGACCGGGAUCAGGAUGUGAAGGAGCGAGCGCUGAGGUCUCUCAUUCCCUUCUGCCACAUACUCACAGACAGCUGGGACUCCAGGUCCACCAUGGCAGAUCACAUUAGUAUGAUGUAACCAGGGCCACUGUGCUGUGGCCAAACCGAGUCUACAGCAGACGUGGAAGUUGGAACGGUGCACAUUUUCAGCAUCUAAUUUUUGUACGUGUUUGAAGAAAACAUGAAUAAAUCAUUUUUACUUGGAUUGUCA
Messenger RNA from Alosa alosa (allis shad), 2380 nucleotides. RefSeq names its product leucine rich repeat containing 41 (gene lrrc41). Lineage: Eukaryota; Metazoa; Chordata; Actinopteri; Clupeiformes; Clupeidae. Bases 302 to 2248 code for a protein of 648 amino acids. The record is from RefSeq and is a predicted model, not a curated record. The transcript is spliced from 10 exons.